Molecule: messenger RNA, 1323 nt
Organism: Cyphellophora europaea CBS 101466
Lineage: Eukaryota; Fungi; Ascomycota; Eurotiomycetes; Chaetothyriales; Cyphellophoraceae
Exons: 3
Coding region: 1-1323 (440 amino acids)
Biological process (GO): zinc ion transmembrane transport
Cellular component (GO): plasma membrane
Molecular function (GO): zinc ion transmembrane transporter activity
Source: RefSeq, a predicted model, not a curated record
AUGACCGACCCUUCCGACCUCAAUGUCGCUCGAGACUUCGGUGAUGCUUUGAGCAGUCUACCCUUACAUAUCCUGCACGCAGAAUUGCAGCGACGCCAGGAUGGCAACGAGAAGCCGGCAUGCGGGAGCUCCGGAAAGCAGGGAAGCUACACUAUGGGCGCUCACGUCUUCGCCCUAUUCCUCAUCCUCGCAUUGAGCACACUUGCAUGCUCUUUCCCAGUGAUAGCCCGCCGCUUCCCGAAACUACCUAUACCGCACCGCUUCCUCUUCCUCUCAAGACACUUCGGGACCGGUGUACUCAUUGCGACCGCCUUCAUUCACCUCCUCCCUACUGCCUUCGUCUCCUUGACCGACCCAUGUCUUCCCGAUUUUUGGAACAGGGACUAUCCGCCCAUGGCCGGUGCAAUAGCGAUGCUCUCAGUCUUCAUGGUCGUGUCUAUAGAAAUGUUCUUUGCGACCCGCGGCGCAAAGCACGAGCAUAACCAUGAGUGGGCACAAAUACCCGACGAUGAGAUAUCUUCAAUACCACACGCCCAUGGAAAUGGCCAUAGCCCUCUUCUACCGCGUGACGAGAUCAACGGCCGUAUAGCUCUAUCUAACCUACAAAGUCCUUCAACGGCAUCAGCCAAUGGUCAUCUCGGAUCGCCGCAGCCACCACCCUUCCGAGCAACGCGCUCUGAUGUCGACGAUGAAGAUGACUCGGACCUCGAAGAUCUCAACGCGCUAGAUCCCAUCGAAGCCGACUCUCAACCGUUCACGCAAGCCGCUAAACCCCCCCACAAUCGGCGCGACUCCCAGUCCCAGACUCUUGCAGACCGCGACCCACAAAAGGCUCUCCUGCAAUGCCUCCUCCUUGAAGCCGGCAUCCUGUUCCAUUCCAUAUUCAUCGGAAUGGCUGUCUCCGUGACGACCGGGACGGCCUUUGUUGUUCUCCUGAUUGCCAUCUGCUUCCACCAAACCUUCGAAGGUUUCGCACUGGGUUCGCGGAUAGCUGCUCUCAUUCCUGCUCUAUUUCCGGCUUCCUCGCCACGGCCUUGGCUGAUGUGUCUGGCUUACGGGGCAACGACACCCAUCGGCCAAGCUCUCGGCAUUUGGAUGCAUGGGAUGUACGAUCCCGAGAGCCAGGUGGGGUUGCUGAUGGUGGGAAUUACUAACGCUAUUAGCAGUGGUUUGUUGCUUUUUGCCGGGCUCGUGCAGUUGAUCGCCGAAGACUUUCUGAGUGAGAGGAGCUACGAGGCUUUGAAGGGAAGGAGGAGGCUGGAGGCGUGUGCCGCUGUGGGUUUGGGCGGAGUGUUGAUGGCCGUCGUAGGUGCCUUUGCGUGA